This is a messenger RNA of Rhopalosiphum maidis (corn leaf aphid), 2484 nucleotides long. RefSeq names its product E3 SUMO-protein ligase PIAS2-like. The transcript has 3 exons. Gene Ontology annotation, biological process: regulation of transcription by RNA polymerase II; protein sumoylation. Gene Ontology annotation, molecular function: transcription coregulator activity; zinc ion binding; SUMO ligase activity. NCBI's taxonomy places the organism in Eukaryota, Metazoa, Arthropoda, Insecta, Hemiptera, Aphididae. The record is from RefSeq and is a predicted model, not a curated record. Bases 442 to 2370 code for a protein of 642 amino acids.
ACCCAACGAUUUACAAGGCACAAGUGUUACAACCAUUACAAAGCGUCCCUCUCGGUCUUUUCGAGUAUCCGGCUCUCAUACUAACUCACGGUCUAAAGCGUCAUUCCGACUGUUAAAUUGUCAUUGAUUUUUGGCUGAUGAUCGAUGAUUGUUAUUCAUCGUCAUUCGGCAAACGUGAAACGAACGGUUUUCAUUUUUCACGUUUACUUCAGCGUUCAGUAACACUGCUAUAACCGCGUUUUCGUUCUCCAUACUUUUCUUGGUACCACAUUAUCUCACUUAAACGUCCAAAACCAAUUUGUGUUAUGAAGCGACAUUGACACAUGGUAAUCAGCGCGUGAUGCCAAGAUUCAACAACUGUCACUAACGUCGUAGAGAUCGCUCAAAUUAAUUUUGACAUAUAACUCAAUUUAAAGAAAAAACCAUAAUAUUACAGUAACAAUGAAUAAUUUAAGUAAUUAUUCAUCUUCUGAUGAAGGUUAUAGAAAUAUGCUGAAUAGUUUCCGGACUAAUGAUUUGCAAGCAUUAUUGGCAGCUUUUGGUCGAAAUAAAGCAGGUCGAAAAUCCGAACUAAAAGAACGGGCAAUUGAUUUGUUAAGGUCUAGACCAGCUAACAUGAACUAUGCAGCAUAUAUAGCGAAAAUAUAUGAAAUUUAUCGUUCCGUGCAAACUGAUAUGCCUAAUAAUGAUAUUAUGAUGCGUAGUUUAUUGCAAAAUCAACAACAGAGGCAGAUGAUAUCUAUGGGUCAGAUGCAAAACCCACAACAAAGAAUGUACCAACCACCACAAUAUCCUCAACAAUCAAUGCAUAUGACGGCACGUGCUGGAUUACCUCAAGUUAUGCCCCAAAUGCAAAGAGGCAUGUAUGGUAACCACAUUGGAGGAAAUUCUAUUCCUGGAAACACUAUGGCUAAUAAUAAUAUUCAGUAUAUAUCUGGCAGUUAUCAGCCUUCUGGACCUCGUACUAUAGUAUCAACCCAAUUACCCUCAAAUCAUCAAGUGAAUAUUGUGGUAUCGCAAGAUGCAUUGGGAUUUGAUAAUAUGAAAACAUCGACUAGUGGAAGUAAUUCUUAUGCCCCAUCUCUUGAAACUGUAGCUCAAAUCAAGUUUAAAAAAUUACCAUUUUAUGAAGUUAUUGACGAAGUUAUUAAGCCAACUCUUCUCAGUGGCUUGGACAGAUGUACAUUACAAAAUGUUCCUAGAGGUAUGAAAGAAGCUACAUUCAAACUUGUUCUGUCAGUUGAACAAGCCAAUUUUGUUGCCAUGAAUCGUGAUAUUUCUCAUGGAAAAAAUGAAUAUCUUUAUCAAUUCCAAAUUCGAAUUUGUCAAUUAAUAGAGCCUGUGUCAAAUGAGUCGCCAGAUUAUAUGCCUCUUGGAUUACAUAUACGACUUGGGAUGAAAGCAUGUCCAUUACCACCUACUGCUCCUAAUACUCGUCCAGGAACUGAAUCUAGAAGAACUGCAAGACCAAUCAAUUGCACUCAACUUAUUAAACUUUCUCCAAUUGUUAGUAACACAAUAACUGUAAAUUGGUCCCCUGAUGGAAAAAAUUACGUUAUGGCGAUGUAUCUUGUAAAAAAAUUAACAUCAGAUAUUUUAAUAAAAAAACUUCAAGAUAAAGGAGGAAGAAGUUCAGAAGAGACCAAAAAUUAUAUUAUUAAAAAGUUAGCGGAUGUUGACCCAGAUUUGGCCACCACAUCUUAUCGUUUUUCUUUAGUGUGUCCAUUGGGUAAAAUGAGAAUGAAAAUACCAGCUAAGUCUAUUCACUGUGAUCAUUUACAGUGUUUUGAUGCUAGUACAUUUAUUUUGAUGAAUGAGAAAAAGCCAACUUGGAUGUGCCCAACUUGCAAUAAGCCUUGUUUGUAUGAUGAUAUACAAAUAGAAAAUUAUUUUUUGGAAGUUGUUUCAAGUCCAACUCUCAAAUACUGCACUAAAGAAAUUGAAAUUUUGGCUGAUGGCACAUGGAUAGUUUAUGAAGAAAAUAAAGAGACAAAAAACACCAAUAGUACUCCUGAAACUAAAGUAAAACCUAUUGAUUCUGUGGAUUUAGAUAGUGACGAUGAAAAAUGCAUUGAGCCCAAAACAGAACCUAGCCCUGAAAGUUCCAAACCCCAAGAAUCUGAAAACUUAAAGUCAUCUUUUAUCGAUUUGACAAUAAGUGACGAUGAAGAACCGCCAACAGAAAAAGAUAAGCAGGAAAAUGAAGCCCAAGCAGCUGAUGCUAUACAGCCAGUCGCUGUAGUUGAUUUAAAACCACAAGCUCAAGUACAGCCACAACAAGCUGUUACCAGUUCUGAACAAGGAGUAGUAAUAGAAAUAGACAGUCCAUCCCCUCCUUUAAGUCCUACCCCUACGACUGAAGCUUCCUAAUUUAUUUUUUAUUUUUAUAUUGUAAGCAAUUUUUAUAUAUAUUUAAGCUUUUAAAAUUUUGAUUUUUAGUUCAAUCCACGGAGGAUCAAUAUAUUUCUUAAAAUGACAUAUUUA